CACACACGCACACUUUCCUGAAUCCUAAUCCCUAAUUUGGAUUUGCGCUUCUAACAGUCGACUUCUCCUUCUCCGAUUUUAAUCGCCGGCGCUGCGACUCACGAAGUCCAAGGGUUCGCGACCUUGCUCUCGUUCACGCGUCCUCAGUCCUCACUAGGGUUCGCCAUCCCCUGCUUCCUAGUUCCUCCGUCCUGCUGCGGUUCCAUCUGUUCGACUCAAUAAACUGUCACGAAAUCUCUGCCCCAAACCAGUGAACAAGAUUUCAAAGUUUCUGAAAUCUUAAAUGGGAACUCAGAAUAUGAUUUUGAACGUGUUCAAGAAGUAUUUAGCAAUUGGGCUUGUGGGCAUCACUGUAACAGACCGUUAUGGUGGAGUAUGCCCUAUUCGAGGUUCAUCCAUGUCUCCAACAUUUAAUCCUUCUGUUGGAUCAUUUACAGAUGAUUAUGUUUUCUUGGAGAAAUUUUGCCUUGACAAAUACAAGUUCUCACACGGCGAUGUAGUUAUUUUCAGUGAUCCAACUAAUUACAAGGAGAGAUGUGUGAAAAGAAUAGUAGCAAUGGAAGGUGAUUAUAUCAGUAAUGUGAGUGGUGUUGUGAAGGUUCCAGAAGGACAUUGUUGGGUAGAAGGUGACAACUCAGCUUCUAGCUUUGAUUCAAGAUCAUUUGGCCCUAUUCCAUUGGGUUUGAUUCAUGGAAGGGUUACUCACAUUGUUUGGCCACCACAAAGAAUCAGAAAAAAUUGAUAGAAGAAUCCCACAAGAGGGACUUGCAUAAACAUUCAUUCAAUGCAUUGUUUGUUAUUUAUAUACUCAUCAAAUGCAUAAACAAAUCAGUCUUGAAAGAAAUCAAAUUCUGCUGGUUUUAAUUCCAGUAUCUGAAUUUGGUGGAUCUCAAAGGUUGUUUUCGAGCCAAGACCUGGCAUGACAUGACGUGACAUAACAAACAAUCUGAUACAUUGUCCAUAACAACAGUUCAUUGUUAUGGACACUGACUGCGAUUGAGAUUGAUGUUAAUAGGACAAAAAUUACAAUGUCAUGUUUUGGUUAAAUGAUAGAACAAGGUGGUGUAUAGACACGUUUU
Molecule: messenger RNA, 1079 nt
Organism: Lactuca virosa
Lineage: Eukaryota; Viridiplantae; Streptophyta; Magnoliopsida; Asterales; Asteraceae
Source: the annotation of a GenBank genome assembly